Messenger RNA from Pistacia vera, 2119 nucleotides. RefSeq names its product probable ADP-ribosylation factor GTPase-activating protein AGD6. Gene Ontology annotation, biological process: vesicle-mediated transport. Bases 334 to 1713 code for a protein of 459 amino acids. The record is from RefSeq and is a predicted model, not a curated record. The transcript is spliced from 4 exons. Gene Ontology annotation, molecular function: GTPase activator activity. Lineage: Eukaryota; Viridiplantae; Streptophyta; Magnoliopsida; Sapindales; Anacardiaceae.
CACACCACCCACCAGAGCCACCACCAUUCAGCACUCAGCAUUCAUCGAAUUUCCACCUCUAGAGUCUAGACUAUAUUUGUUACGAAACGGUGUCGGUGUCCCCAUUUUAUAAAUUCAUUAUUCAUCCCCACAUUCUUCUCUGCAAAAAUAAAACAAAAAAUCCCCUAAUUUUCCCUCUCUUUUUUCCGUUUUUUCCUUUUCCUUUUAUUUUAUUUUUUGUAUUUUUAUUUGUUUUCUUCUUUUAAUUUCUUUUCCCGAUCUCUGACGUUGUAAGUUUUCCGUCAAUCCGAUUUUCGCAUAAUCCGAUUCAGAUCGAUCGGAUCGGACCCUAAAAUGGCGGCAUCGAGACGAUUGCGAGACCUUCAAUCGCAGCCAGGCAACAAGAUCUGCGUGGAUUGCUCCCAAAAGAAUCCGCAAUGGGCGUCGGUUUCGUACGGCGUGUUCAUGUGCUUAGAGUGCUCCGGCAAGCACCGUGGCUUAGGUGUCCACAUCUCCUUCGUCCGAUCCGUUACUAUGGACUCGUGGUCCGAGAUCCAGAUCAAGAAGAUGGAAUCUGGAGGCAACGAACGGCUCAACGCGUUUCUCGCACAGUACGGGAUCCCUAAAGAAACCGAUAUUGUAACUAAGUACAAUACCAAUGCGGCUAGCAUUUAUCGUGACAAAAUUCAAGCUCUAGCUGAGGGGCGCUCAUGGCGGGACCCACCCGUGGUCAAGGAGACCCUCAAAGGUGGAAGUAAGAAACCUCCGCUGGCGCAAAGCGCCGGUGGUGGUGGUAGUAAUGGUAGUUUUGGCAAUAAUGGAGGGUGGGAUAAUUGGGACAACGAUGAUUUUAAAUCUUCGACUGAUAUGAGGAGAAACCAAUCCGUUUCGGAUUUUAGAGGUGGAAAUGGAGGAACGGGUGGCGUGCCCGUGAGGUCCAAAUCAACUCAAGAUAUUUACACACGUGCGCAGUUGGAGGCGUCUGCAGCUAACAAGGAAGGCUUUUUCUCGCGAAAAUUGGCCGAGAAUGAGUCCCGACCCGAGGGGAUUCCGCCUUCGCAAGGAGGGAAGUAUGUCGGGUUCGGAUCCAGCCCGGCGCCUCCACAGAGGAAUAACAAUUCACAGGGGGAUGUUCUCUCUACUUUUUCUCAGGGGUUUGGUAGGUUAUCUUUGGUCGCAGCCUCUGCUGCCCAGUCGGCUGCUAAUGUUGUUCAGGCAGGAACGAAGGAGCUUAGUUCGAAGGUGAAGGACGGUGGCUAUGAUCACAAAGUCAAUGAAACUGUCACUGUUGUCACUGCAAAGACAACCGAGAUUGGACAGAGGACAUGGGGAAUUAUGAAGGGGGUCAUGGCAAUGGCUUCGCAGAAGGUUGAGGAGUACACUAAAGAUGGCAUGAAUUGGAAUAAUGAUAACUGGCAACGAAAUGAAAGUGACAAAAAUGGAUUUUAUCAGGAGUUUAACAGGGAUAACAAAGGAUGGAAUUCUCCUGCUGGAGGAGGGCAGUCCUCAUCUGGUGGGCACCAGAAUUCUUAUAGCUCAAGUUCUUGGGAUGAUUGGGACCAAAAAGACAGCAAGAAGGAAGAUGUGGCUAAGAAUAACAAUGAUGGUUGGGCUGGCUGGGAUGAUGCAAAAGAUGAUGGAUAUGAUAAUUUCUAUCAAAGUGCAUCUGAUAAGAAAGCUGUGGGUCACAAUGGGAAAUCAGAUGGUACAUGGACAGGAGGAGGCUUUCUCUAGGGUCAAAUCAUUUUGGCAAAGCCCUUUAUGCAGAAUUGGUAAUUAGUUAUGAAAAUUGCUGGCAGGCGAGCUAGGAUGAUGUGAAAGAUGGUGUUUAUGACAAUUUCUUCCAGGUACAGCUGAAUGUUUUCAGUAACAAAAUGGAUCUAAAAUGGAUGUGGGGAUGCUUUUGGUAAGUUUAGUAUAUUUUUAUAGCUACUCUUUUCUUUUCUCUAUUCUCUUGUUUCAGAAUUUACAUGAAGUUCUGUUUUGGAAGUAGUUCAUAUAUGUACAACUAUGAUCGUGGGUUUGAUUGCCCCAUAUCAAAAGAGGACCGCUGUUUGUGAGUGUAACAUUAUUUGUGACUUUGAAAAUUCAAAGUUGUUUUGGAUCUGUAAUGGCUAGUGAAUUAUUUUUCAUUCAUGUU